This is a messenger RNA of Carya illinoinensis, 384 nucleotides long. RefSeq lists its product as uncharacterized. The record is from RefSeq and is a predicted model, not a curated record. Lineage: Eukaryota; Viridiplantae; Streptophyta; Magnoliopsida; Fagales; Juglandaceae. Bases 1 to 384 code for a protein of 127 amino acids. The transcript has a single exon.
AUGGUGUUCGCAAAAGGAAUUUUAGUGGACCCGACAAAGGUGGAGGCAGUGGUAAAAUGGGUCAAGCCUAAUAAUGUUAAUGAAGUACGAAGUUUCUCAGAUUUUGCAGGUUACUACAAGAAAUUCAUAGAAGGGUUUUUGAGUAUUGCCGCUGCAAUGACAAAGUUGACAAGAAAUUAUGAGAAGUUUUUAUUGACAAAUAAGUGUGAGGAGAGCUUCCAAGAAUUGAAGAAAAGACUAGUGAUUGCACCAAUUCUUACAAUCCCCUUGGGAGAUGAAGGCUUUGUUAUAUACAGUGAUGCUUCACUAAAGGGUUCAAGUGGUGUUUUAAAUGCAGAAUGGGAAAGUUAUUGCAUACAUUUCCUAACAAUUGAAAUAUUAUGA